AAGUAGCCGGUCAGCCUGCUCGACGAUCUCCACGAUCCCGCCACCCGCCAUGGUCUUCGGCUUCUGGUCAAAAAAACAAUCCCCCCCUCCGGCAGCUAGUGCCGACCCCGGCGACUCCGGCAGCCCCGCACGACAGCUCCGCACGCCGUCCCCGUCUGAGAGCGCGUCCGGCCAAGUGCCCCCAGCGCCCUCCUCCCCAGACCGCCCUCCGCCCUCCGAGCCCUCCCGUCCCGAGCCCCCCGCAGACUCCCUCGACCCGACUGCCCUUCACGCGCUUCUCACUACCGUGCCCCCAAAAACUCUCCAUGCGUACACCCUCGCCCAACUUUCCACUGCCCCCGAACCGACCCUCGCCGCCCUCGGCGCAUUCUUCGCUACCCUAACCCCGCCUCCCAUGCGCCAUUGCGUCCGCUGCCAUAAAGAUUUCACCGACGUCGAGAACACCGACCGUUCCUGCCUCGUCCCCCAUGACGACGAGAGUGCCGAAGUAGAGCGCGUCGGCCGCUCUCGCAAGGUCGGUGCCGCCGAAGGCCCCGUAUACGAGACCCUCUGGGGAUGCUGCGGGAAGACCGUCGAGGGCGAUGGCGAUCAGGGCCCGCCGGACGGGUGGUGCUACGAGGGGAAGCACACUACCGACGCUAAGCGCGCGCGCUUCCGUGCCGACUCGACGCCGACCAACGACAAACUCCCGUCAUGCUACCGCAUGAACUGCCAUGGGAUCCGCACCGCGAACCCCCGACCCACCCGUGCAAAGCGC
Messenger RNA from Heterobasidion irregulare TC 32-1, 757 nucleotides. RefSeq lists its product as uncharacterized. The transcript has 2 exons. The annotation marks the transcript as partial. The record is from RefSeq and is a predicted model, not a curated record. NCBI's taxonomy places the organism in Eukaryota, Fungi, Basidiomycota, Agaricomycetes, Russulales, Bondarzewiaceae.